This is a messenger RNA of Volvox carteri f. nagariensis, 2280 nucleotides long. RefSeq lists its product as uncharacterized. Gene Ontology annotation, cellular component: cytoplasm. Gene Ontology annotation, molecular function: protein binding; protein-L-isoaspartate (D-aspartate) O-methyltransferase activity. The transcript is spliced from 14 exons. The coding region runs from base 1 to 2280 and encodes 759 amino acids. Gene Ontology annotation, biological process: protein modification process. Lineage: Eukaryota; Viridiplantae; Chlorophyta; Chlorophyceae; Chlamydomonadales; Volvocaceae. The record is from RefSeq and is a predicted model, not a curated record.
AUGGCAGAUCCCGAUGCAGACCGUGAAGCCCGAGGCCCGCUAGAUGCGGACUCUGACAACGAGGACGGCCCCGAAGCGCCGCUCCAGGGCCAGCCGCGCCGUGAGCGCUUGGAAAGGAUUGCUCUAUUCGACUUUUUGAGGCUCGUAGCGGGCAACCGCGACCUCCAGCCAGGCUUCAGGACCGUCGAGGAGCUAGUGAACCACCUCAAGGCAAACGAUACCAUUACAAGUGAUGCGGUCUCCCGCGCCAUGUUGGCCUGUCCUCGUGACCUGUUUGUGCCUCCGGCGCACCGCGGCGAAGCUCUGGCGGACCGACCCAUCCGCGUGGCGGAGGCCGGGUUCAACAUCUCCGCACCUCACGUGCAGGCGGUGGCACUGCAGGCCCUGGCAUUGGACCAGGGGCAGAGGGUUCUGGAUGUGGGAUGUGGUUGCGGCAUCGUUACGGCCUAUGCAGCAUACCUGACUGGCUCUUCUGGCGAUGUGGUGGGUAUUGACAUCCGCGACAGCGCCAUCAACUUGGCCACGUCCAACCUGCAACGACUGAUUGCGCACAACAUUGAGUUCUCAGAGGUGUCAGCGCCAAUCCGCAUCGAGCGACACAACGUGUUUAUUCCCCUGCAGCGGCACCGGGGCAGAUACGAUGCGGUGCACGUGGGGGGAGCCAUGCCGGCCAGCAGGCUGGGGGCGAUACUGGAUCUGCUGGGACCCAAGUUUCCCGAUGGAACUGUACGGCAGCGAGUGCUCAGCCAAGUGAGCUUCAGCGAGUUGGAGAUUCCUCGUGAUGUGGAGGUGGUUCGGGCCCUACUCGAGGAGCAGGCAGAGGCCGCCAGGCGUGUGGAGGUGCCUGCGUCCACCUUCGCAUCUGACCUGGCGGGUCUGGGAGCUCCAGGGGUGGAUCUACAGCAAGCGGCGCAGAAGGCAGCAGCCGCUGCGGCGCCGUGCUCAGGGCCGUCGUCGUCGUCAUCGGGUGCAGCUGCUGCUGUAGGUGGUGGUACAGCUCCAGUGUCCGAAUCCUCCCGUCGUGGAGCCACCAACGGUGUGAGGCCGCGAAGUCAAAGCUCCCUGGAGGGCGACCACACCGGCCCCGCCACACUGCCGCCAGCACACCGGGCCAGCUCCAAGGGGAGCCAACUGACGGGGGAGGCGGAGACCGCCGCAGUCGGCGCCGGUGCCGCCACCUCCUCGGCCACCGCUGCUGGUGGCGGCGUGGGUGGCCACGUGGGGACCGGCCUUGCGUCUUUCGUUCAGAGAGCUGGUGUGGGCGGUUGGGGCUGGCAGUGGGAGCGGCCGGCACAAGCACGGACCAAGGCCAAGGGCCAAGACGACGAGGCGACGAGGCGGAGCGAUGUGGAGAUGGACGAGGAGGCUGGUGAGGAGAAGUCGCAGCGGGCAGCGGCGUCAGCGUCAGCGGAGGCGCCGGCGGGGCCCGUGCAGAUGGAGAAGGCGGAGGAGGAGGCAGAGGUGGAGGCUCUGGAGCGGCGCGGAGGUGGGUCUGGCGACGGCGACGGUGACGGAGGCGGGUUGCCGUACCUUGCCGGUGUGGCCGAGGUGCUGUCGCUAGGCCCUACGGACUGCGAGCUGGAAGGUGAUGGCUGGCGCCUCCCAGCACACAAGGCGGUGCUACAAGCCCGCUGCGAACUGCUGCGCGCCCAGCUGAGCAGCGGCAUGCGGGACAGCGACACCACCACCUACCGGGUACCUGAAGCGGUGGAGAGGAGAGACGCGGUGGAGGCUUUCCUUAACUACGUGUACAAGGACUGCUUACCAGAUGAUGUGGACAUGGAGCUGGUCCCUCAGCUGCUACAUGCGGGAAUAUACUUCGGAUGCCACAGGCGAGUAGGGGGAGGGGAGGAGGCCGAGAGAGCCCAAGACACGCGAGCUCUCAGGUCUUGGAACGCGGCGGGGAGAGAGGAAGGGCUCGUCCGCCUGUGUGAGUCCCUGCUGGCUCGCGAGCUGGUGGCGGCCGCCUCCUCCUCCUCCUCCCAGGAUGCGGCUGCGGGUGCGGGUGCGGACCCCGAGCUUCUUGAGGCAGCAGUGGCGGCUGCGGGGCCGCUGCUGGCCCUGGCGGACGAGGGCGGACUGGACCAGCUGAGGAGGGUGGCCAUGCAGUUCGUCUUGGACCACUUCCCCGCCGUAUCCGUCAGUGAGGGCUACCGGCAGCUUCCCCGGCCGCUGGUGGAUGAGGUGGCCAGGGAGGCACUGGCCCGGUACAACUCCCUGCUGCAGCAGCUGGCGAAGCUUGGUGACACGACUCAAGGGCUGGAGGAUGCGGACGACUAG